AUGACGGACAGCGAGCUCCAAGGGGGUGCGAUCACGCAUGUCCACUAUCUGGGCGGAUAUAUCUUUCUAUCAUAUGUGAUCAGCUGGAUGGGAUGUGCGACCACACUAGAGAUGCUUCAUCGAAGGACCUCUAGGUCGGGGUUCUACAACUGGUAUCUGCUCCUCACCUCUUCAAUCACCAUGGGCGGCAUCGGCAUCUGGUGCAUGCAUUUUAUCGGCAACAGGGCCAUUGUUCUCGGGGACGGAGCAAUGAAUGUGCAAAUCAUAUAUAACGUCGCCUUCACCGGGACUUCGUUUGUCCUGCCCGUCGUCGUUCUGCUGUUCGCCUUUUACUCGAUCGGCGUGGAAGAAAAAGGCAGUUACAUUCGCAUCCUGAUCGGGGGUUUACUCACGGGGAGUUCAGUGUGUGGAAUGCACUAUGUUGGCCAGCUUGGCAUUGCAAACUACCGAUGCUCCUACCAUGUUGCCAAUGUCGUUGGAUCGGCCAUCAUUGCGUUGGUGGAGGCGUGGAGGCUGCGCGUGCUUGCUCGCCGCGGCGGUCUCUGGGAUGCACUGGACUGCCGCUGUCGGCACUACUACUGGGCUCGAGACGACUCGAUCCGGAACGGCACCUCGCUCUCUCGAAGCCAGGUGGUUAUCGUGUGUGCUGUUUUGGCAUGUGUUUCCUGUCUCAUUCUGUCGGCUUGUGCCAUUGUUGCUGGCGGGAAUCGACGACGGUCUGAGGCUCGCGCUCACCAACUUAUCCUGGCAUGCGCCUACUUCGACCCGGCAGGGCGUGUCAUGGUUACGCCCCAGGCCUUAUUGCCCAGCAAGGAGAUCGUGGAUCAUUAUAUUGGACGAACUUUCAAGGAUGACGACCUCACCCGAACACAUCCCACCUUCCUUUGGGCCUUUAGGGCUAGCCGGAACUGGCCCGUCGUGAAAGACCUCAUCCCCUUUAUGCGCAACCGCCUCGACUCCGAGCAGGCUGCCAUCCAGAAGCAUCUCAUGUCGCGAGGGGUGGUGAUGAACAAGGAGACAGAGCUUCAAACCGACUUCGAUACCUUGUUCAAGCAUAUGUUCUGUGUCAGUGCGCAAGAGCUAUCAAACGAUUUGCGAACGCCCUUACGAGAACUCGGCGCUCUCUACGAUAAUGUGAUCUCAACGUCCAUUCCCACCAGCCGGAUCCAACGCGCCAUGGGUCGCUCUGCAAUACAAACCGGCAAGGGCCAGAUCAUGUUCACCGUCCGCCAGCUCCAAAAACAAGACGCUCAACGCUUCGCAUCAGUGGGAUUCCGAUUCGCAACCAUUGAAAACAUCAGCUCUACCCUAUCCCGCCGCAUGCAUGUCCCCGAGAGCAUCUUGACCGAGCAGCUCCGGGACAUGCGCGACUAUGCCACCACCAACCGCAGCUUCUCCGAAGGCGUACACUUGAUCUCCUUCGUGAUGCGCCCGACAGUCCAGGAUCACUUCGAGAUCCUCACCACAAAAGGCACGGGCAACCCGCUGCCCUCUUCGACCCUCCCUCUAAACCGCCUCAAAAUGGCCCACCUCGAUAUCAUCGCCCAUAUGGAAGGUUGGUCGAUGAACACCUGCAUCAAAUACCUCGAAUCCAACGCUGCCCUCCACUCCGACCCAAACACGGAGGACUUCCGCAAAGCCCUCGUAAAAGGCAUCAUAUCACUCGCCAAAACCUUUCCGCCAGCAAUGCGGGACGCAGCAAUCUUCUCAGCCCGCCCCCUUUACGCUCCCUGCCGCGUCGCCUCGCCGUUCUCCGAAAGAACCCCCCAAUGCACCCUCCUCACCUUCUGCGUCGUCGGCACACUGGACACCCAAGUCCCUAACCCCGACUACACAUUCACUCCCUUCCGCCUCUUCCGCGUCCAGCAGCAAGUCAACGACUCUGUCACCGACCGCGACGGCUUCAGCCGCGAACUCGGCCAAGAACUCUUCUGCACAGAUGUACGCUCCGGCUCGAACCCGGGGUCCCUUGCCACCGAGUCCUCGGGGAGACUCUCCUCGGCCCGUACAGCUAUCCAGCGCUGGUGGCCUCUUUCUAAGAGUAAUUCACCGACCAUGUCUCGGCGGGCUUUGUCGCAGGAAUCACUCGUGGAGCCUAUCGCGACAGCACUGGGGGAUAUCACGGUGCAGAAGGAGGUGAGAGUCGAUGUAACGAAGCUGAAUGAGGCGCAGGCGAAGCAGGUUCUCGCGCAUGAUGCGGUGGUUGCGGCGGGGGAUGCGGUGAUGGCCGGGACGUAUGUGGAUGAGCUCUACAGUCUUUGUUAUGCGCCGCAGAUUCGACUGAGGGCUGAUUCUGCAUUUCAUGGGGCUCAGGCGAAGGCUGAAGCUUGA
Penicillium chermesinum is the source of this 2331-nucleotide messenger RNA. RefSeq lists its product as uncharacterized. The transcript has 4 exons. Lineage: Eukaryota; Fungi; Ascomycota; Eurotiomycetes; Eurotiales; Aspergillaceae. The record is from RefSeq and is a predicted model, not a curated record. The coding region runs from base 1 to 2331 and encodes 776 amino acids.